CGUCUACUUUCAGUCCCCACGUCCCGGGAGGGAGUUUGGAUUUCUGUCCUUACUCUGCCCAGGUGGGGCUGCAGCGCGGGCUGGACGCUAGACUUCCACCUGCAGAAGCCACGUGGCGCGAGGAGUGGCCUCGGGCUCUCCCCGCAGGUCCCCAGGGCCUUCGUGUGCUAGGCCAAGGGGCCGGGGCGUUUUGAGCUGUGUGCCCACCUCCACACCCUUUACCUGAAUAUCCAAAUGCCGACUAAAUGGACCUCUCAUUCAGUGAAUACUUGAAUGCCUUCCUCAGGCAGGCACUGUGCUAGGCACCAGGGCUACAGUGGUGAGCAAGACGAACACAGCCCUGACUUGGAGGAGCUUUUGGCCUAGUGGGGGAGUCCACAGUUUUGUGUCUUAGCAAGAUGGAGGCUGACCUGUCUGGCUUUAACAUCGAUGCUCCCCGUUGGGACCAAUGCACUUUCCUGGGGCGGGUUAAGCACUUUUUCAGUAUCACGGACCCCCGAACAGUCCUGGUGCCAGAGCGGGAGCUGGACUGGGCCAAGAUGAUGGUGGAGAAGAGCAGGAUGGGGGCUGUGCCCCCAGGAACCCAAGUAGAGCAGCUGCUAUAUGCCAAGAAGCUGUACGACUCAGCCUUCCACCCCGACACCGGGGAGAAGAUGAACAUCAUUGGGCGGAUGUCCUUCCAGGUCCCUGGGGGCAUGAUCAUCACAGGCUUCAUGCUCCAAUUCUACAGGACGAUGCCAGCGGUGGUCUUCUGGCAGUGGGUGAACCAGUCCUUCAAUGCCUUAGUCAACUACACCAACAGGAAUGCGGCUUCCCCCACGUCAGUCAGGCAGAUGGCCCUUUCCUACUUCACAGCCACAACCACUGCCGUGGCCACUGCUGUGGGCAUGAACAUGUUGACAAAGAGAGCUCCACCUCUCGUGGGCCGCUGGGUGCCCUUUGCCGCUGUGGCAGCAGCUAACUGUGUCAACAUCCCUAUGAUGAGACAGCAGGAACUCAUCCAGGGCAUCUGCGUGAAGGACAGGAAUCAAAAUGAGAUUGGUCAUUCCCAGAGAGCUGCAGCCAUAGGCAUCACCCAAGUGGUUAUUUCUCGGAUCACCAUGGCAGCCCCUGGCAUGAUCUUGCUGCCAGUCCUCAUGGAACAACUAGAGAAGCUGCAGUUCAUGAAGAAAGUCAAGGUCCUACAUGCCCCGUUGCAGGUCAUGCUGUGUGGGUGCUUCCUUAUCUUCAUGGUACCAGUGGCAUGUGGGCUCUUCCCACAGACAUGUGAAUUGCCAGUUUCCUAUCUGGAACCUAAGCUCCAAGACACCAUCAGGGCCAAGCAUGGAGAACUUGUGCCUUAUGUCUACUUCAAUAAGGGCCUCUAAAUGCCCCGCCCCAGCAAGGACCAGCCUACAUCCAAAUUCACCAACUCCUCCUUAGCUGCCGUGCACACCUGGACCCUCAUUCCUCUUUGCCUAUAAUUCCUGAGGAUCAGGGUGGAUUUGGGGUGGGUGGGAAGAGGCCUCAUGCCUCCAGCCCCGGUACCUGUUUUAUCAGAUUCCAGGGGAUGAAAGUGAACAAGGGGGCCAAAGAUCAAAGCCUUGUAUCUACCCCCUACUUCCAACCCCCAUUCCUCGGAGACUAGGAACUGGGGUCUUCUUAAGGAGAAGAUGCUGGUGCCUGGGAGAGAUACUCAAGCUAACCAUUUAGGGGAAUUAGGAAACCGUAGGGAUUCUGGGUUCCAACCAAGUUUGAGGAAAGGCCCCUGGAACCCAGAGAAACCCCUAGUGUUGUCCCUUGUCUUACUUUUCCUCCUCUCCUAAGCAGUGGUGCCUUUUACCCAUGCAAUUCUAACCUCACUCAGGAAGAGGUGGGGAAAAGAAGCCUGUCACCUUGACUUCUCAUCUCCACCCUUCUCUACUCUCCUCCCCAUUGCCCUGGUCUGAAAGCUUCUUUGGGAGUGCUGUUAAACUUGAGUUUCUCAGGCAGUAAAAAAAGGCCAUUGUGCUGGGCAGCGGAGUUUCACAGUAUUUCAGUCCCUACCUAUUGACACAGACUUUGUUCUCUUGUCCUGAAAUCAUGUCCAAAUCUAUUCUUGGGAUCGUCUCUCUGAUUCUGGAAGUUUUCUUCCUCCCAGGGCCUCAUACCUCUGUUUUAAAAGAUAAAUCCACUAACUGUGAAUGAACAGCAUAUACAUAGGCAUUAACCUCACAUUUUAAUGAGUAUAAUUUCCUGGCUGCCUCCCUUCUUCAGCCCAUUGGGUUAGACACCAAAGCAAGACUAGCGUGUGCUGAAUGGGAAAGGGAAGUUUCCUUUGGACACCUCCAAGAGGAAAUCAACCAGAACCAAAGAGCCUUAAAGUGCACACAGCAAAGCAAAGCCACUUCCCGUCCCCAGCUUGGCUUCCCUAGGCGAUUUCUCUAGCUCCUCAGGGAGUGCUGUGGCUUACCUGGGGUUAAUGUGUUUAUGAAUUUUGUCUGGUAGAAUUUGCUGACUCUCUUGAAAGGAUGUCACUGUGAACUGAAUAAAUUUCUUUAAAGAGUACAAUGAACUGUCUGCAAACUAAUAAGGCCACCUGCCUUCAACUUUGGCCUUGGCAUGGAGGGUACACAACUAUAUGGGAAGCCUGUCGCUAUGAGUCUGAAUCAACUUGAUGGCACACCACCUGUUUUUGUGUACCUGGGAGCUAAGAAUAUUUUUUCCAUUUUUAAAGGGUUAUAAAAAGGAAAAAAAAAAUGAAGAAUAUGUGACAGAGACUUUAUGUAUGUGGCAUGUGAAGCCUAAAAAAUUAUCUGGCUCUUUACAGAAAGUUUCCCCUGCCUUAGAACAGAGGUUCUUAAGAACAAGCAUCAGAACCACCUGGAAAAUACUAAACUCGUUGCCCUCAAGUCGAUUCUGACUCAUAGGGACCCUAGAGGACAGGGUGGAACUGCCCCGUAGGGCUUCAAAGGAGUGGCUGGUGGAUUCUAACUGCCUACCUUUUGGUUGGGACCUGAGCUCUUAACCACUGCAGGGCUUCAAGAAUCACCUGGAGGACUUGUUAAAACAGACUGUGGGUUUUUGAUGUUUUCAACCCAACCCCAGAGUUUCCGAUUCUGUAGCUCUGGGGCAGGGCCUGAGAAUUUGCAUUUCUAAUAAUUUCCUAGUGAUGCUGGUUCUAUAGGUCUGGGAACCACACAGUGAGGGCCAUUCCUUUAGAGGGAAAGGACCUCCUCCCUGAGGCCAAGGUAUAAUGUUGAUUCCAACUCCUGGUAACCCCAUGUGUGUGAGAGAGUAACUGUCUUCCAAAGGGUUUUAAAUGCCAGAUUUUUUGAAAGUAGAUCAUUAGGACUUUCUUCUGAGGCACCUCUGGGUGGGCUUGAACCUCUCUAACCUUUCUGUUAGCAGCCAAGGGUGUUAACCAUUAACCAUCCAGGGACACCUGAGGCCGAGGUACUGGCUGCAAUUGGAUUUUUUCCCCUAUUUUUAAAAAAUUGGUGUGUAAUCCCCAUACCAUAAAAUUCACGCUUUUCAAGUGUACAAUUCCAUGGUUUUUAGUAUAUUCACAAAAUUGUGCAACCAUCACCACUGUCUAAUUCCAGAACAUUUUCAUCACCCCAAAAAGAAACCCUGUAUCCAUUAGCAGUUACUCCCCAUUGCCACCUCCCCUAAGCCACUCACAAAUAUUAUUCUUUCUGUCUUUAUGGACUUGUCUAUUCUGGACAGUUCUUAUAAAUAGAAUCAAACAGUAUGUGGCCUUCUGUCUCUGGCUUCUACUUGUUAGGUGCUGUCAAGUCAGUUCCAAUUCACAGUGAUCCUGUGUACAACAGAAUGAAACAUUGCCCGAUCCUGUGCCAUCCUCACAAUAGUAGGUAUGUUUGAACCCAUAGUUGCAGCCACUGUGUUAGUCCAUCUCUGAGGGUCUUCCUCUUUUUCACUAACCCUCUACUUUGCCAAGCAUGGUAUCUUUCUCCAGGGAUUAGUCCCUCCCAAUAACGUGUCGAAAGUACUUGAGACGAAGUCUUGCCAUCCUCCCUUCUAAUGGGCAUCCUGGCUGUACUUCUUCGAAGACAUAUUUGUUCCUUCUGGCAAUCCAUGGUAUAGUCAAUAUUCUUCACCAACAUCAUAAUUCAAAGGCAUCAAUUCUUCGAUCUUUCUUUUUUGUUGUCCAGUUUUCAUAGCAUAUGUGACAAAAAUACCAUGGCUUGGGCCAAGCACAUCUUAGUCCUUAAAGUGACAUCUUUGCUUUUUGACACUUUGAAGUUGUCUUUUGUGGCAGACUUGCCCAGUGCAAUAUGUCAUUUGAUUCUUGACUGCUGCUUCCGUGGGUGUUGAUUAUGGAUCCAAGUAAAAUGAAAUCCUUGACAAUUUGAAUAUUUUCUCCAUCAUGAUGUUGCUUAUUGGUCCAGUUGUGAGGAUUUUUGUUUUCAUUAUAUUGAGGGGCAGUACCUACUGAAGGCUGUAGUCUUUGAUCUUCAUCAGUAAGUGCUUCAAAUCCUCUACACUUACAUCGAGUAAGGUUGUGUCCUCUGCAUAUCAUGGGUUAUUAAUUAGUCUUCCUCCAAUCCUGAUGCCCUGUUCUUCAUAUAGCUCAGUUUCUCGGAUUAUUUGCUCAGCAUACAAAUUGAAUAAGCAUGGUGAAAGGAUACAACCCUGACGUACACUUUUUCUGAUUUUAAAUCACGCAGUAUCCCCUUGUUCUGCUCGAAUGACUGCCUUCUACUUAGCAUGAUGUUUUCAAGGUUCAUUCAUGUUGUAGUAUGUGCAAUUUGAUUUUAACUGGUGUCUAAGCAGAAAAGUCAGUCUUUGAGCUUGCUGCCUUAGGAUGGGAGACCCAGGCUCCAGUUUCUGUCCAUUUCCAAAGUCACAUAGGAAGAACAUUACCAGAGCUAGCCAGAGCUCAGGAGCAAUUCCCCAUUGAUACUCUUUCAAAACUCUAUACCCUUCCCUUUCUUUCCCAGCUCCUCGAGUCUCCUGGCAUUCUUCCUCUCUUCACAGAUUGUAGCUCUUUUAUUUAUUUAUUUUUGUUGUGGUAAAAAAUACAAAACAUAAAAUUUGCCAUUUUAACCAUUUUUGAGUUUCCAGUUCAGUGAUAUGAAGUACAUUCACAAUGUUGGGCAACCAUUACCAAAAUUCUUCAUCACUCCAAGUAGAAACUCUGUACCCAUAAACAAUCAGUUCUCAACUUUCCUACCCGGUGCCUAAUAACCUUAACCUACUUUCUGUCUCCAUGAAUGUGCCUAGUCUAGAUAUUUCAUAUUAAGUGGGAUCAUACAAUAUUUAUGCUUUUUGUAUCUGGCUUAUUUCGCUUCGCAUAAUGUUUUUAAGGUUCAUCCAUGUUGUAGCAUGUAUUAGAACUUCGUUCUUUUUUUUAAAACUGAAUAGUAUGUA
This is a messenger RNA of Loxodonta africana (African savanna elephant), 5352 nucleotides long. It is a transcript of the gene SFXN2, whose product is annotated as sideroflexin 2. The transcript has 13 exons. Gene Ontology annotation, cellular component: mitochondrial inner membrane. The coding region runs from base 399 to 1367 and encodes 322 amino acids. The record is from RefSeq and is a predicted model, not a curated record. Gene Ontology annotation, molecular function: monoatomic ion transmembrane transporter activity. NCBI's taxonomy places the organism in Eukaryota, Metazoa, Chordata, Mammalia, Proboscidea, Elephantidae. Gene Ontology annotation, biological process: serine import into mitochondrion; monoatomic ion transport.